This is a messenger RNA of Aspergillus oryzae RIB40, 1002 nucleotides long. RefSeq lists its product as uncharacterized. The record is from RefSeq and is a predicted model, not a curated record. NCBI's taxonomy places the organism in Eukaryota, Fungi, Ascomycota, Eurotiomycetes, Eurotiales, Aspergillaceae. The transcript has 2 exons. The coding region runs from base 1 to 1002 and encodes 333 amino acids.
AUGCGGUCAGGCUUCCACAAACCUGGUGCCAUCCCCUUUCUUGCUCUUCUUGUUUUCUCAUUGCUCAGCUUGUUGUCCUUGGCAAAGGAAUGGGACUUUUAUAAUCUGCGCUUCGGGUAUAUUGGUUACCAUCAUAACGAUGUUCGACAACCUUCCCGUGUUAGAGAUGGUCCACUCGACGUUCGGUCGAGGAUACGGACGCCUGGCAGUCAGUGUAAGUCGUGGACAAUAAAUGGUUACUGCCUGCCAGACCUGGACCGUGUUCAUCGCCCGCGGCGCUCCGUGCCAGACACCCCACGCAGCUCGUUCGAGGCUGCCACUGCCUUCGACCCCGAUUCGAUAGCAUACCUUACUGAAGAACCAUCAACAUUCGCGCGAGGUGUACGCGCCUUCAAAUCGCUCUUCAUAAAACAGACGGGAGAUAGCCAGAUAUCUAAACCUCUUGCCACGGGGAGCGCCUCUUCUGUGGCCUCAGCACCUAGCUCUCUCACCUCGAAUGUAUCCAAUUUAGCUGUUAUCAGUGCCCCUCCUACCGCUGAAGCACUCCUUCCCAAGUCGUACGGCAGCAAUAUCACGGCAACGACGCAAGAAGCUCCUUCGCAAAGCCUCCAGUACCCUCGUUCCCAUUUAUGUGAGUUAUGGCAGCAGGCCUGCCAUGCCACGAGGGUCUAUCUUGGGAACUGGACUUUCCUAAGAGAACGACUUCCGUCCCGUUCUGAAAAGACCACGGAAGAGACAUUACAAACUUCAGAACAGACUGAUCAAGACAUUGAAGAACAGGUUGCACCCAAAGGGCUUCCAUCGAACGGCAGCAAUGCCGCACUUUCGACCUUGUCACCUUCAUCUUCGCAAUCGCCUGCUAAAGCAACCGACAUCCCUGAUUUACCUGUGGCAGCUGAAGAGCGAUCCAAGGGCAUUGGUCAGGGACCAAAUUCACAGCCUGCACGCGGUAGUUGCAUGGCUAUUGUCAUAGGCCUAGUUGUCGGCGUCAUGUGGUUCUGA